Oryzias melastigma (Indian medaka) is the source of this 982-nucleotide messenger RNA. RefSeq names its product inhibitor of DNA binding 1, HLH protein (gene id1). The coding region runs from base 113 to 502 and encodes 129 amino acids. Gene Ontology annotation, molecular function: transcription regulator activity; protein dimerization activity. The record is from RefSeq and is a predicted model, not a curated record. The transcript is spliced from 2 exons. Gene Ontology annotation, biological process: negative regulation of transcription by RNA polymerase II; circadian regulation of gene expression; cell differentiation. Lineage: Eukaryota; Metazoa; Chordata; Actinopteri; Beloniformes; Adrianichthyidae. Gene Ontology annotation, cellular component: nucleus; cytoplasm.
ACGGCUUCUCCAUGUGGAUGUUGCAAACUGUCAACAUUGACCUGUCGUCAUCUUCGAGAGUCACUCCUCGAGACUAAUUCACUCAGCAACUGUGGAAGCUAAGCUGUUCAGGAUGAAAGUUGUCGGAUCUACCUGCGCCCUGAAGACCAAGGUCAGCGGAGAGAUCGGCCUGUCCGACCAGAGCCUGGCCAUCUCCAAGUGCAAGCUCCCGCUGCUGGACGAGCAGAUGAGCGUCUUCCUGCAGGACAUGAACAGCUGCUACAGCAAGCUGAAGGAGCUCGUCCCGACGCUGCCCACGAACAAGAAGGCCAGCAAAGUGGAAAUCUUGCAGCACGUCAUCGACUACAUCUGGGACCUGCAGAUCAAGUUGGACGAGCCGGAGAAGAGCCGUCAGCACUCCUCGGGGAGCGUCCAGCGCACGCCGCUGACCACACUGAACGCAGAGCUGGGGAGCAUCACAGUGGAGAACGGCUGCUCAGACGAGAGAAUCAUGUGCCGUUAAGGAUCCAUGGAGCCCCUCCACCCCCCAAUCAUUCCAGAGAGGACAAGACAACCUGAUGCAGCGGCCAGAGCGCAUCGGCAUCAAGUCUUGAACUGUGAGGGGACGUUUGAAACUCUCUCAGCUAGAGAAAUGUAAUAAAAUCAUCGAAGGGGACAUUCUUCAAGUGACGGGGUCUCGAUUCAUCCGAGCGCCCCGCUGCUAGAGGACUAGCGCAGUGUCCAGAUACAGAGACUGGGUUAGUCGUGGGACCAAGACAUGAUCAGAGCGACCAGCGUGUUGCUCGCAGCUUCAUAAUGACUUUGUAACGCCCUUUGUAUUUUUGUGUAAAUCAAAUAGAGAAUUCUGUAAAGUAAUUUCUCAGAUUCCUGAGCGACAAAACUGUAUUGUAUAUUACAAUGCCACAAUAUGUGAAGAUAUUGUUUUCUUACAAUGUACCUUAUUUGUGUUUUUAUUAAAACAAGACUUAUUUUUGAACAAGAA